Molecule: messenger RNA, 1538 nt
Organism: Pseudo-nitzschia multistriata
Lineage: Eukaryota; Bacillariophyta; Bacillariophyceae; Bacillariales; Bacillariaceae
Source: the annotation of a GenBank genome assembly
AUAUCCUGUGUUUCUUUUGAUUUGAAACCGGUGGUUGGUGUUAUAGAAAUAUGGUGGCGGAAGAUCGGUUGAUGCACGAGAUUCAAACAUAUCUAACGAACUAAUUUCAUACAUCAAUUCCGUCGCUGCCUUACUAUUAUUUUUGGAAAAGUACAGAAGAACCGAAGGACGCACCAUGUCGCCAAACGAUAUUUGACCCAGAUCCGAGACAAACGGUUUGAAUCAAAGUUGAACUUACGAAGUGUCCAAGCAAUACUUCUCAAUUUAAAUACCACCCCUCCCAGAUCAAGACACAAUCAGUAACAUGAAAAUAGACUAUUCUUUCCCCAUGGAUGAUUCAUAAUUAGUAUGAUACUGACCUUUCUGUUUCCUUCUCUUUCGGUGCCAGGACGGAUUCGUUUCGUCUUGAUAAACAUCCAUCCAUUGCUUCUGUAAGGUUCGGUUGGAGUAGGUUCGAUUCGAUUUUAACACAAAACCAAAACAAGAAGGAAUUCGCGACACCACACAAAACUAAACCUUCCCGGAAAGUUUUCUGCUGGAGCGUUUUCGGAACAGCCCAACCGUAGCUAUAGCGCCAAUCGCCGCGGCCCCGAUGCCUGCGAUCUUUUUCUUGCUGAUCUUUGGUCGUCGGCGUUUUUGCUCGGAUGGGUGAGGACUACUGCCGAAGCCCUCCAUGAUCUUUACCGGCGGCUGGCCCACGGCACCACCACUUCCCGAAGUUUUAGAGGUUGUAUUGUCGCCGCUACCGCUGGCUUGCAGGGUUACCACCGGUUCGGCAAGCUCGGUCGGCUCGGGUUCGCCGUCCACUCUGGCCCUGAGUACUUUUUGGUACAGCUGCGCUGCGGGCGAAUCGUACUUUCGACGAAUCGCCGCCGCUGCCUCGGUCGGAUUUGCCAUCAGUUUCGCUUCCAUAUUGAUCCCCUUGUCUUCCAGAAACGCCUUGCAGGCAUCAUUGCCGCCACCGGCAUUCAUCAAGGCGAUCUGGUCGGGGGACCAUGAGUCCAUCUUCACGCUACGGACAAAGGAUACGUGGGUUCCUAAACUCCGGUGGACCCCGCUGCAAUCCAGGCAUACCAGGAUGCCAAGCUUAACCGAUGCCCACUGGGGUUUUAUGCGGUCGCAGUCAAUGCAGCGAUUGUUUCCGGGAAGGGCGCGAAUAAUGGCGACAUCCUCUCGAUCCAUAGACGUCAUGUUGUGGAUCAGUUGGUAUUAAUUUUUCUUGUAGUUUUGUGCUAGAAGCAUGUACUCGUUGGUUGUUGGUUCCGGUUUUGAUCCGUGCUAUCGGUUUGGAUGCUGGUGCAAAUACAAGUGAACAAGAGUACUUGUAACAAAGCUUGAUCCUAUGUUUAGUGGAAAAGGUCUAUGUUUGUUGCAGUGGAAACUAGCGCCCUUCGGAAAAGUUAUGCGGUUUAGUAGGUUGUGCUAACGGGUUAUGUUUUACAUCGAGAGGAAGAGAACGAGUAUUUUUUGUGCUUCUUUUCUUCGUUCGUCGUGUAUGUACGUACUCCCUUGUACUGUAAUAUAGACUACCAUACCAU